CGGCUCGCACGCCCGCCGAACCGCGCCGCGCCGAGCCGCCCGCAUUGCAUCGUCGCGCCGUGCCGCGCCUGCCGGGCGCUGCGCGGGGCUCGGCGCUGCCCGCCCGCCCGCCCGCCCCGCGCACACGGCGCCGCAGCCGGCGCCCCCGUCCCCGUCCGGCGGCAUGAGCGCCGGCGAGGCCAAGGAGUAUCUGGCCCGCAGGGAGAUCCCGCAGCUCUUCGAGAGUCUGUUGAAUGGAUUAAUGUGUUACAAACCGGAUGACCCAAUAGAAUAUUUGGAAAGCUGUUUGCAGAAAGUGAAAGAGCUUGGAGGGUCAGAAAAAGUGAAAUGGGACACUUUUGUCAGUCCAGAAAAGAGGACCCUCCCUCCACUCAACGGAGGACAAUCCAGGAGAUCUUUUUUCAGGAAUGUGAUUCCUGAUAAUCCUAAUUUCCCAUACCGACGGUAUGACCGACUCCCUCCGAUCCAUCAGUUUUCUAUAGAAAGUGACACUGACCUCUCUGAAACUGCUGAACUAAUUGAGGAGUACGAUGUGUUUGAUCCUGCAAGACCUCGACCAAAAAUCAUCCUUGUUAUAGGUGGUCCAGGAAGUGGUAAAGGAACACAGAGUUUGAAAAUAGCAGAACGUUAUGGAUUUAACUACAUAUCAGUUGGUGAAUUGUUAAGGAAGAAGAUCCAUAGCACGAGCAGCAAUAGAAAAUGGAGUCUAAUUGCUAAAAUAAUUACUACUGGAGAACUGGCCCCUCAGGAAACAACCAUAACUGAGAUAAAGCAGAGAUUAAUGCAGAUCCCUGAUGAAGAGGGUAUAGUGAUUGAUGGAUUUCCCAGAGAUGUUGCCCAGGCAAUCUCCUUUGAGGACCAAAUCUGUACCCCAGAUUUGGUGGUAUUUCUGGCAUGUUCCAAUCAAAGGCUGAAAGAAAGGUUACUGAAACGUGCUGAACAGCAGGGGAGACCUGAUGAUAACCUGAAAGCCACUCAGAGAAGACUAAUGAAUUUCAAGCAAAAUGCUGUCCCAUUGGUUAAAUAUUUCCAGGAAAAAGGGCUAAUCAUCACAUUUGAUGCAGACAGAGAUGAAGAAGAAGUGUUCUUUGACAUAAGUUUGGCAGUUGACAAUAAGCUAUUUGCUAACAAAGAGGCUUCAGCAGGGCCAAAUGAACUUGACUGCAGUCUGAUUAUGGAUUCCGGAGAUACUGUUUAUACAGAAUUUGACUUUGAAGACCAGGAGGAAGACCAGUCAAGUUUUUCUUGUUAUGAGAACACAGGAGAUUUUGCAGAAGAUCUGAGGAAAUCAAACAUCGUUUUUGUAGUUGGUGGCCCUGGCUCUGGCAAAGGUAGUCAAUGCGAACAGUUAGCCAACAAAUAUGGAUUUACUCACCUGUCCACUGGUGACCUUCUCCAAAAUGAGUUAUCGUCAUUAUCAGAGAGAAGUAAUUUGAUCAAAGACAUCAUGGAGUGCGGUGAACCAGUGCCUGGAGGUAUUAUCCUAGAGCUACUGAAGGAAGCUAUGGUUGCCAAUUUAGGGUACACAAAAGGAUUUCUGAUUGAUGGGUAUCCCCGGGACCUGAAAGAAGCAGAAGAGUUUGAAAACAAGAUUGGGGAACCAAAACUUGUGUUGUGCCUGGACUGCUCUGCAGAAACCAUGAGCAGUCGCCUUCUGAUGAGAAAUCAGAGCAGUCACCACUUUGGUAGUGCUGAAACUAUCAAGGAAGGAAUUGAGAGCUAUUACCAAGCAACAACACCUAUGAUUGCAUACUAUGAGAUGAAGACACAGUUAUGCAAGAUUGAUGCAGAAGGAACACUAGAGGAUGUUUUUGUGGAAGUCUGCAUGUCAAUUGACUCUUUUCUGAAAAAGGAAGAGGCAGCAUUUUCUCUUUCAACAGAAAUUCAGUAAUGGUGUGUACAAAGCUUCAUUUCACGUGCACUUGAUAGUCAUGAUUAAAACGCUGUUGAAAGCAAUACCUGCAGUCUUGAGAGGUAUCUGGAAUUUGUGCAUGUGGUAUAAAUGUUAUUUUAGAUGAAAUCUUUUUUCUCUAUUCAUUCAAUACACUCAAUAGGAAGUGGUCUCUAUGCUAAUUCCACACUAAGUACUGUAUAUUGUUUUAUUAGUUGUUUGCUCUUCAUAGGUGAAAAGCAGCAUGGUGAACAGCAGCUCUAGUUUCUAUUUCAUGAUCGCAAACAUUUGUUUGAGAGUCAGACACAUUGCCCAGUCAGCAAUGAGCUCUUCGACCAAACCAUUCAUCAUACAGCACAUUAAGAUUGCUGCAUAUAAUUUCCCAUUGGUUAUUGUUUCUUUUAAAUAACAGUAUUAAUUUUUAUGGUAUCACUUAGCUUGUUCUUGAUUUUUAGUCACUGAAAUCUGCUGGGUUAUAUUCAGCUGUAAGACAGCUGGAACUACAAACUAACUUACAAAGCUACAGAAAUUAAAAUAAACUUUUGAAAUGACCCCAAAACACUUACUAAAACAGGAAGCAGAAAAAUGAAUUGAACUUGAGCAUGUGAUUGACCAUCGCGGAAGUCUAUCAAUCCAUUAUAAUGGAGCAGACCCAGCUACUGAGACGACCUUACCUUUUGCUGGAAUCUUCAGAUGCUAUGAUGACUUCCCAGUUUGUGGGCUGAGGUGAAAAUAAUGAUUGUACAGUGCAGUUAAAUGUGCAGUCCAGUUAUUAAUAGCAUUAUUAGUUGAAAUUUAUAUAUGAAAUUGACCACGAAUACUUCAGAAGUAUUUCAGAUGCAAAUUUCAGAUCAUCUGUUGUGUUGUAGUGGCGUUACCAAAACUUUGAAACUGACAGUGCAAAAAAAGAAAAAAAAAAGCAGGGAUUAUUCGAUUCAUAUUGCUUGCAUUUUUAAUAGGUCACUUAUCUACAGUAUCUGCAAAAAAGUCUGUAAAAAUCGUAUCAUAUUUCCAUUAAGUUAACCAAAGUAUUGUGGAGGUUUUUUGGUAUACUGAUAGCUAAGUAAAAGCUUGUUUGACAUUCCUGUAAAGUAAUUACAUCCUCUUACUGAACUACUGGAAAAAUUCACAGUUGAAGUGGUUGCAUGAUAGCUCUUUCUGUUGAAGUUGUACUUUAUGGGGCAGAUUUGUAUUUUUAAAGUUAUCUUUCUUGUAAUGGAGACAUAAUACAAAUAAAACAUGUACAAAAGUGA
Dromaius novaehollandiae (emu) is the source of this 3144-nucleotide messenger RNA. RefSeq names its product adenylate kinase 5 (gene AK5). Gene Ontology annotation, biological process: nucleobase-containing compound metabolic process. Gene Ontology annotation, molecular function: nucleoside diphosphate kinase activity; ATP binding. NCBI's taxonomy places the organism in Eukaryota, Metazoa, Chordata, Aves, Casuariiformes, Dromaiidae. Gene Ontology annotation, cellular component: cytoplasm. Bases 164 to 1891 code for a protein of 575 amino acids. The record is from RefSeq and is a predicted model, not a curated record. The transcript is spliced from 14 exons.